Messenger RNA from Jaculus jaculus (lesser Egyptian jerboa), 1077 nucleotides. Its product is annotated as olfactory receptor 6N2. Gene Ontology annotation, cellular component: membrane. Lineage: Eukaryota; Metazoa; Chordata; Mammalia; Rodentia; Dipodidae. The record is from RefSeq and is a predicted model, not a curated record. Gene Ontology annotation, biological process: G protein-coupled receptor signaling pathway. Gene Ontology annotation, molecular function: olfactory receptor activity; G protein-coupled receptor activity. Bases 76 to 1077 code for a protein of 333 amino acids. The transcript is spliced from 2 exons.
GUCGACCACUGAGCCAUGGAGACAGCACCCACAGGAGGGUGAAAUGGGUCCUCCCGGGCAGCUCUGCAAUAAUGGAUGUGGAAAGCAGAAGUUGAGGAUGUCUGCCCUAUGAAAGAAGCUCCCAUGGAACAGCACAACCACUCAAGCCUGACUUACUUUGUACUCCUUGGCUUCCCCAAUGUGAGACAUGUCAGAGGCUGGCUUUUCGUCAUGCUGCUAUUAGCAUACCUGCUCACCAUUGGUGGAAACCUGCUCAUCUUCUUAGUCAUUCGACUGAAUGCAGCGCUGCACAAACCAAUGUACCACUUCGUCAGUGUUCUCUCCUUCUUGGAAUUGUGGUACACCGCUACCACCAUCCCUAAGAUGUUAGCUAAUCUUCUCAGUGAGAAAAAGACCAUUUCUUUUGCGGGAUGCCUCCUUCAGACCUAUUUCUUCCACUCCCUGGGGGCCUCUGAAUGUUACCUUCUGACAGCUAUGGCCUAUGACCGAUACCUGGCCAUCUGUCGGCCCCUCCACUACCCUGCUAUCAUGACCACGACACUCUGCGCUAAGAUGGCUGUGGGUUGUUGGACCUGUGGCUUCCUGUGUCCUAUUUCUGAGGUCAUUCUUGUCUCCCAGCUCCCUUUCUGUGACUACAAUGAAAUACAACACAUCUUCUGUGACUUUCCGCCUCUUCUGAGUCUGGCCUGCAAGGACACAUCCACAAAUGUCCUGGUGGACUUUGCUGUCAAUGCCUUCAUCAUCCUUAUCACCUUCUUCUUCAUCAUGGUUUCUUAUGGGAGAAUCAUUGCAGCAGUGCUGAAGAUAAAAACCGCCGCAGGAAGGAGGAAGGCCUUCUCCACGUGUGCCUCACAUCUCAUUGUGGUCCUCGUCUUCUUCGGAAGCAUCAUCUUCAUGUAUGUGCGGCUGAAGAAGAGCUAUUCACUGACUCUCGACCGCACGCUUGCUGUAGUCUACUCCGUACUCACACCCCUGGCCAACCCCGUUAUCUACAGUCUGCGCAACAAGGAGCUCAUUCAGGCCAUCAAGAGGACUAUCUUCAGAAGGGGCGAGAAAGCCAGUCCAACUCUCCUUUGA